AUGUCCAUGUUCUUCAAGGUAGUUCACAACGAUAUUAACUUGUGCCUUGAACAACUGCAGUAUCUCCGUGUGCCCGAGCUAGUGUCGCCAAACGCCCUAGAAGUUCAGGUGCAGGUCUGCGUUGCCUUACGCGAGAAGCUCGUGUCCGAGAUCAAGGAGAACAUUCGGAAACUGAAACAGGCCUGCUCGGAGUGCAUCGACGUUCUAGCCGUGGUCUGCCGGACGACCAGCCAGGCCUCGUUAACCCUCUGCUUCCCGCACUUUCGCCACUGGCAAUCGGAAAUCCUACAGGAAACUGCCAACGAGUACGUAGCGUACUUCUUCAACCAGGUCUACCUGCCGGUGAUCGAGGCCACCAAAGAUCUGGACAUCCUGAAGCUGACCCUCAAGAUCAUCUGCGAAGCCUGGUUGGAUCACAUCUAUAUGAAGAAGACCAAGUUCAGCAGUAGCGGGGCGUUGAAUCUGCUCAAAGACUUCGACGGGGUAGCCGAUUGGAUAGUGAAGUGCGGCUCGCUGGACAAGAAGUUGAAGGACGUGCUGGCCCAGCACGAAGCUCUACGGAUGUGUGAAGGUGUGGGCAAGCUGCUGCUACGGAAACCGGACGAAACGAUUUCGAUACUUCCCAGUCCGAAGGCCGGUCGGAAAGGCGAAGAAACCAACGGAGACGAGAAGGCACCACUCCCGCCGGAGAUGUUCGUACCGAACCAGAAGCGAUGGCUGGAACUGCGGGCAAGGGACAAGAAAUCGAUGGGCCUGAACUGUGCCUGCCUCUGUGCCGGAAUGGAUGUCUAUUGAGCGGCUGUGGGUACGAUUGUGAUAGUUGCCAGUUAUUUGUUGUUGGGACGAAGAGAAGAUUUUAUUGCCUUUUUAUCCAUUUCGAAAAGCAGUAGCCAGUAGGUUGUUGACAUCUCACCAAUAAAGCCUUCUUA
This is a messenger RNA of Aedes albopictus (Asian tiger mosquito), 929 nucleotides long. RefSeq lists its product as uncharacterized. NCBI's taxonomy places the organism in Eukaryota, Metazoa, Arthropoda, Insecta, Diptera, Culicidae. Bases 1 to 795 code for a protein of 264 amino acids. The record is from RefSeq and is a predicted model, not a curated record. The transcript is spliced from 2 exons.